This is a messenger RNA of Oryza brachyantha (malo sina), 3072 nucleotides long. Its product is annotated as protein argonaute 4A. Bases 137 to 2854 code for a protein of 905 amino acids. The transcript has 23 exons. Gene Ontology annotation, cellular component: cytoplasm. Gene Ontology annotation, molecular function: protein binding; RNA binding. Gene Ontology annotation, biological process: regulatory ncRNA-mediated post-transcriptional gene silencing. The record is from RefSeq and is a predicted model, not a curated record. NCBI's taxonomy places the organism in Eukaryota, Viridiplantae, Streptophyta, Magnoliopsida, Poales, Poaceae.
GGCAGUGGAGGGGGGCGAGGCGUUCGAGUUCCGAGUGCGAGGAGACAACGGGAGGAGGGGGGAGCAGCAAGCCCACCCUCUCGGGGAGGUCGCCGCCGUCCCUGCAUCCAUCCUUUUCUUUGAGACUUGUGCUUACAUGGAGUCCAACAGUGGCGAGGUUGAGGAGUUGCCACCCCCACCACCCGUGCCACCAAAUGUCGAGCCACUUAAAACUGAUGAAACAAAAAAGCCCUCAAAACCUAAGAGGGCCUUGAUGCCCCGUGCUGGCUAUGGCAAAAAAGGCCAGCCGAUACAACUGUUAACCAACCAUUUCAAAGUAUCUUUGAAGACAACAGAUGAAUUUUUCUAUCACUACUAUGUGAAUCUGAAGUACGAAGAUGACAGGCCAGUGGAUGGAAAAGGCGUAGGCAGAAAAGUGAUUGACAAACUCCAGCAGACUUAUGCAUCUGAGCUUGCAAAUAAAGAUUUUGCAUAUGAUGGUGAGAAAAGCCUGUUCACCAUUGGUGCUCUUCCACAAGUGAACAAUGAGUUCACUGUAGUGCUGGAAGAUGUCAAUACUGGAAAGUCAGCGGCAAAUGGUGGCAGCCCUGGCAAUGAGAGUCCUGGAAAUGACAAGAAAAGGGUUAGAAGGCCAUACCAGACAAAAACUUUCAAAGUGGAGCUGAACUUUGCAGCAAAAAUUCCUAUGAGUGCCAUUGCUCAGGCCUUGAGGGGCCAGGAAUCUGAGAACACCCAGGAAGCAAUCAGAGUUAUUGAUAUCAUCUUAAGGCAGCACUCUGCAAAACAAGGUUGCCUUUUGGUCCGUCAAUCCUUUUUCCAUAACAAUCCUUCCAACUUUGUGGACUUGGGUGGUGGUGUGAUGGGCUGCAGAGGAUUCCACUCGAGCUUCCGAGCUACACAGAGUGGACUAUCUCUUAAUAUCGAUGUGUCCACAACGAUGAUUGUGAAACCUGGUCCUGUAAUUGAUUUUCUACUUGCCAACCAGAAGGUUGAUCACCCAAACAAGAUUGACUGGGCAAAGGCCAAGCGCUCUCUGAAGAAUUUAAGGAUAAAAACAAGUCCAGCAAAUACUGAAUACAAGAUUGUUGGUUUGAGUGAGAGAAACUGCUAUGAUCAACAGUUUACUCUAAAGCAAAGAAACAGUGACAAUGGUGACACUGAAGGUCUGGAGGUGUCUGUUUAUGAUUAUUUUGUGAAGAAUCGGGGCAUAGAGUUGAGAUACUCUGGUGAUUUUCCCUGUAUCAAUGUGGGGAAACCAAAGCGACCAACUUAUUUUCCAAUUGAGCUCUGCUCUCUCGUGCCUUUGCAAAGGUAUACUAAGGCCUUGAGUACACUUCAAAGAUCUUCACUUGUUGAGAAGUCCAGGCAGAAACCUGAAGAACGGAUGUCGGUUUUGUCUGAUGUACUGAAACGCAGCAACUAUGAUUCAGAGCCUAUGCUGAAUUCAUGUGGUAUAUCAAUUGCUCGAAGUUUCACACAAGUUGCUGGUAGGGUGCUUCAGCCCCCUAAGCUAAAAGCUGGAAAUGGUGAAGAUCUUUUUGCACGUAAUGGGCGCUGGAACUUUAACAAUAAGAGGCUCAUCAAAGCUAGCAGUAUUGAGAAAUGGGCAGUGGUUAACUUUUCUGCACGGUGUAAUGUUAGGGAUCUUGUUCGGGACAUCAUCAAGUGUGGUGGCAUGAAAGGAAUUAAAGUAGAAGAUCCAUUUGAUGUCAUUGAAGAGGACCCUUCAAUGCGACGAGCUCCUGCUGCAAAAAGGGUAGAAGAGAUGAUUGACAAGAUGCAAAAAAAGCUUCCUGGGCAACCAAAGUUUCUGCUAUGUAUUCUUGCUGAGAGGAAGAAUUCUGAUAUUUAUGGUCCCUGGAAGCGAAAAUGUCUUGCUGAAUUUGGAAUUAUUACACAAUGUGUGGCCCCUACGAGAAUUAAUGAUCAAUAUAUUACAAAUGUACUGCUAAAGAUAAAUGCAAAGCUUGGGGGCUUGAAUUCAUUGCUGCAAAUUGAAACGUCACCUUCCAUUCCUCUUGUAUCAAAGGUCCCAACAAUAAUUUUGGGAAUGGAUGUUUCCCAUGGUUCACCUGGACAGUCUGAUAUACCUUCUAUUGCUGCAGUUGUUAGUUCUCGUGAAUGGCCUCUUGUAUCGAAAUACAGGGCUUCGGUCCGUUCUCAGUCACCCAAGUUGGAAAUGAUUGAUGGACUGUUUAAGCCACAAGGAACUCAGGAUGAUGAUGGCCUCAUUCGGGAGUUAUUAGUGGACUUCUAUACCAGUACUGGUAAACGUAAGCCUGAUCAGGUUAUUAUCUUCAGAGAUGGAGUCAGCGAGAGCCAGUUUACCCAGGUGCUGAACAUUGAGUUGGAUCAAAUAAUUGAGGCAUGCAAGUUUCUUGAUGAAAAUUGGUCUCCAAAGUUCACACUGAUUGUUGCACAGAAAAAUCACCAUACCAAAUUUUUUGUGCCUGGAUCUCAAAAUAACGUUCCUCCUGGUACUGUUGUGGACAACGCAGUUUGUCAUCCUAGGAACAACGACUUCUACAUGUGUUCACAUGCUGGAAUGAUUGGAACUACAAGGCCAACACAUUACCAUAUCCUUCAUGAUGAGAUAGGCUUUUCAGCGGAUGACUUGCAGGAGUUGGUUCACUCCCUUUCCUAUGUCUACCAGAGGAGCACUACAGCCAUAUCAGUCGUUGCACCCAUUUGCUAUGCGCAUCUCGCUGCUGCUCAGGUUAGCCAGUUCAUAAAGUUCGACGAUAUGUCGGACGCUUCUUCGAGCCAGGGCGGGCAUACCUCGGUGGGCAGUGCUCCAGUGCCCGAGCUUCCUCGCCUGCAUAACAAGGUCAGGAGCUCCAUGUUCUUCUGCUGAAGAUGAGCAGAUCAGCCGUUACGCUACGGGCUGUGCUGAACUUGUGGAUGUUUUGGUCGUUUUAUGUUCUGUAGUUGUUUUGAGUACACUUUCCACUCGGAUGGAUGUGAAUGUUGUUAGGCUGGAUGCCGCACUUGGUGCACCUGAACUUGAACCUGUUAGGGUACUGCUGAAUCUCUGAACUUAAUCGUAGCUUGUUUGAUGCCAUUUGCUUUGGC